Molecule: messenger RNA, 1076 nt
Organism: Aspergillus campestris IBT 28561
Lineage: Eukaryota; Fungi; Ascomycota; Eurotiomycetes; Eurotiales; Aspergillaceae
Gene: pre3
Product: proteasome core particle subunit beta 1
Exons: 5
Coding region: 152-853 (233 amino acids)
Cellular component (GO): proteasome core complex
Molecular function (GO): threonine-type endopeptidase activity
Source: RefSeq, a predicted model, not a curated record
GAUCUACCUGGUUAACCUCACCUUCAUCUCUACCUCCAUUCUCCAUCCCCCCUUCUUUCUCUUCUUGACUCAAUCACAUUGUUUGAAGGGUCAUCUUUCAAAUUCACAAAGACAUCCAUAAUUUAUACGCUUCCCUACUCCAAUCAGGAAGAUGGUCAACGCUCACGGUGUGACGGGCGUGCUGGGAGAAGAUGGUAUUCACGUUGAUAUGCAGCACUUGAAGAGUGGAGAGGUCAACCUAGGAACAUCGAUUAUGGCAAUCAACUUCAAGGACGGCGUCAUUCUAGGAGCCGACAGUCGGACGACAACCGGAGCCUACAUCGCCAAUCGAGUCACCGAUAAGCUGACACAGGUUCAUGACACCAUCUGGUGCUGUCGAUCCGGGUCCGCCGCCGACACCCAGGCCGUGGCCGAUAUUGUCUCCUACCAUCUCAACAUGUACGCCAUCACGAACAACGAGGCGCCCAGCACUCAGGUGGCGGCGUCGCUCUUCCAGGAGCUGUGCUACGAGAACAAGGAUAUGUUGAGUGCCGGUAUCAUCAUCGCCGGAUACGACCCCCGACACGGUGGUCAAGUGUAUCAGAUCCCCCUCGGAGGAUCACUCCACAAGCAAGCAUACUCCAUUGGCGGGUCCGGUUCGACCUACAUCUACGGCUACUGCGAUAACCACUGGAAGGAGAACAUGACGGAGGAGGAAGGGAUCAACUUUGUCCGGGGCGCCUUGCAGGAGGCCAUCAAGUGGGAUGGUAGCUCGGGUGGUGUCAUCCGGUUGGUGGUGCUGACGGCCAAGGGUGCCGUGAGACAUCUUUACCUGCCCGACACGGGCUAUACGGCACCGGGCGUUACCAAUUGAUUUUAUGGCAUGAUCAGUUUCGAUUCCUUUAUGCUUUGGUGUUAGCCCCUUACUCUCUUCCUCUUCUACGAAUAUAUCAUGGACCGGAUGUCCAGUAUGACGGGGUGAUGGUCUUAGCGGACAUCCACGUAGAGGUAGAGGAAUGGUGACACCGGACGCACUGGAAAGUCAGUGAAGACAUACUAUAACGACCGAUUACCAUAAUGAUGAGAUUCAAAUAAAC